ACACAGCAUCAAUGAAGAAAAUCAUUUUAUUUGUUUGCCUCUUCAGUCUGGCCAUUGGGUAUCCGAUUUCAGAUUCAGAUUCGAAUACCUCAGAAGAUGUUGAGGGGAACAGCAAGUCAUCAGAAUCCAGCCUACAAAGCUCAGAACAACAGCAUGAUUCAAGCGAAGAAGUUGCUCAUCAUCACAAUGAAGAGGUUAGCGGAGGACAACAUGAAGAUAAUGGUGAUCAACAUCCCCUUCUAGGUGCUAUUGAUAGCAUAGAUGUUGAGGAGCAACUACUAAGUGUGGAUGAUGGAGAUAAGCAUGAAGAUGACAGUGCUGUAUCUGCUGUCCUAGAGGAGGAAAACGUGGAAGAGGUAUUAAAGGAAAGCAGGGAACAUCCUAAUGGUAGUGAAGAAGAUGAUGAACAUGAUGAUGAUGAAUCUGGAAGCCAUGAGAACAAGUUUGACAAGUCUCCUGAAGUUCCAAAAAGUGAGGAUCACUCAGAUACUGCCCCUGAAAAACAUAGAGGAUCAUGGAAACUCUCAAAUGAGGCAAUAAAGAAAAGCAGAGAAGAUGCUGAAAAUGACCAAGAUGGAAAGAUUCAAAGGGAGUCAUCUCAUGAAGAUAACAUAGGAAAUGAUGUUAAUGAAUUCAAUGACAAUGAUCAUGUAGACACUGAUGAUGAUGAUGAUGAUGACAAAGAUGAGGAUGGUGACUAUGAAGACAAUGUAACCAUCAAAGCUGGAAACAGUAAGGAGGAUAAUCAGGACUGUGGAAACAGUAAAGAAAAUAAUUAUGAUAUCAAAAGCAAACAAAAAAAAAGUCAGGAGCAUAGCUUGGAAACAGACAGUGAAGAAAUGCAAAAUGAUGAUUCAAAUGUAUCAUUAAAUCAUAACAGUGAAUCCAGUGUAAACAGGGAUAUUACCAUAAGUGUGAUCUCCGAAAGAAGCAAAAAAGUGAAGACAGACAAGCAGAUUACUGUCAGAAAAGGAGAUGUUUCAACAAAAAAUAACAGCAGAAACAAUAAAUACAACGGGCAAAACCUAAUGUUAAGUGGUUAUAAAACUGCCAAAACACCAAAUUCUGAAGUAUUGGAUACUGCUGGAAAUGUAUUGGAUAGCAAACAUGAUGAAUCAAAAAUAUUGGAUAGUGAAUCAACUGAAGAUAUUAAUUCUAAAGAAGAACCUGUCUCAAAAGAAAAUAGCCAUUCAAAGGAAGACAUUCACUUAAAAGAGGAUGUUCCCUCUGCAGAAGACAUUCAAUCCCCAGAAGAUACUAAUUCCCAAGAAGACAGUCACUCAAAAGAGGAUGUUCCCCCUGCAGAAGACAUUCAAUCCCCAGAAGAUACUCAUUCACAAGAAGACAGUCACUCAAAAGAGGAUGUUCCCUCAGCAGAAGACAUUCAAUCCCCAGAAGAUACUGAUUCACAAGAAGACAGUCACUCAAAAGAGGAUGUUUCCCCUGCAAAAGACAAGCAAUCCCCAGAAGAUACUGAUUCCCAAGAAGACAGUCACUCAAAAGAGGAUGUUCCCUCUGCAGAAGACAUUCAAUCCCCAGAAGAUAUCCAUUCACAAGAAGAUAGUCACUCAAAAGAGGAUGUUCCCCCUGCAGAAGACAUUCAAUCCCCAGAAGAUAUCCAUUCACAAGAAGAUAGUCAGUCACAAGAGGACUCAAUAGAAAGCUCUCCCAAAGACGUACAGUCAAGGGAGUAUACUCAUUCACGUGAAGAUACACAUUUAACUAGCAGCAAACAUUACAAUGCUGCAAAUGAGGAUACAACCAAGUCUAAGGAAUCGCCUGAAGAAAUAAUUCAAUCGCAAGAAGAUAGUCAAUCAGAAGACGUUGAAAAUAAGUCAAAAGAGCAUGGCAGCCAUAGUAAUACCAAAGAUAUGCUGCAAAUAAAACAAAAAGAAAAAGCAAUGGAAAACAAGAGUAAAAGUUCAUCUGUGGAAGAUCAGGAUAAGUUCAGGUCUACACAAGAUAAAAGUGAAUCCAUAGAAGAUGUUGAUGGUAAAGAAAUCUCCAAAGAAGAUUCUGAAGAUACAGACUCAGCAGAAAAUGAUAGGAAAUUAGAUGGCAUUGCCACCAAAAUAGAGCAAGACAGAAGCAGUGAGUCAACAGAAGUCAAUAAUUCCUUCAGACUGAUGUCCGUUGUGUUAGGAAAUAGUUCUUUAGAUGACAGCAAAUCUUCCAGUAAGUCAGCAGAGGUCAACACAGUUUCCAAAGAGAGCACUGUAGAAGAUCAUGACUCAUCGGACAAUGACGACCAAGAGAGCAUAUCAGCAGAAGACAAUGAAAGCUCAUCUAGAGAAACUAAAGAAUCCAUUGAGGUGAGGCCGAAUAGUGAGUCCAGUGAGUCUGAAGAUGUCAGUAAAGAUUCUUCAAGUUCUGAAUUUUAUAGCAGAAGGUUAAUGUUUGGUGUCUAUCAACGGAAAGCCAUUGGGAAUGAUAAUGACUGCCAAGAUGGAUAUUAGACCCAGGAACAUAACCAGUUGAAACCUAGCUUAUUUAACAUAUAACCAGUUUCUGCUUAAAAAGGAUGUGUCUGGUAAAUGGAACUGGAAGAUAAAAUGCCACCCUCUGAUAUAUAUAAGUUGUCUUUAAGAUCUAGACGUUCUGUUACAUCACAAUAUUGUAGAGUAUAGUACAGUCAGAUUAACGUUAUGAAUCUUUCCCUGCAAGACAAGACAGUGGAAGAAAUAUAAGCUAGGUAUGCAUUGGUGUAUCCAUAAUUAUACCUCAAAACAGUCUAAUUUCUAUUAGAAAGAACCCACAAAGCACUGGAAGAGCUUUCUUUUCAAGAAUAGUCAAAUAUCUUAACUGUGCCUUUUAACUUAAAGAAUUUUGUUGUGAUAGAUAUUUAAUUCUUAACUGCAUUAACGGGGCUAUAUUUGUCCAAUAUAUAUGAACUGUCCAUAUUCCACCAACAUUUUGUUUACAGUAAGAUUAUAGCAGACACACAUGGUCAAUGUUCCUUCUUUCAUACUGUCAUCCAGCAGAGUAUCUACAAUCAAAGCACAGGUAGUAAGACGGUUUAAGCAAAAAAUAAAAUAGUUUGGGGGUGGGGACGCUUUUUUGUA
Hyla sarda is the source of this 3062-nucleotide messenger RNA. RefSeq names its product dentin sialophosphoprotein (gene DSPP). NCBI's taxonomy places the organism in Eukaryota, Metazoa, Chordata, Amphibia, Anura, Hylidae. The record is from RefSeq and is a predicted model, not a curated record. Bases 12 to 2456 code for a protein of 814 amino acids. The transcript has 5 exons.